CGUCCCUGUGAGGCGGAGAGAAAGUGCACACUCUCUUUCUGUAAGCAGAGAGGAUCAGUCAUCUGGACGCCGCCGCUGCAGGUGUUGUUGUUGACGUCGUGUGAAAAAGCUGCAGAGAGAGAGAACACCGUCAUGAGUCUGCUGGGAUAAUGGAGUGCAGAAACCAGAGAUGUGGUAACUCCAUCGGCGUGAUGGAGCCGGAGUACGACGUGGUGGAUGACCAGAAGGAGGAGCUAAACGUGCGCAUCUUUCCUGCACGGCCCAUACACGAGGAGAGAGAGUAUGCAGACAGGGAUCUCCCGAGGACAUCUUCGGCUCAGAGCCUGUCGUCACCCUCCGCUGGAAACCCCAGAAAAGUCCCACUGAAUCCCACUUCAGGACCAGCUGUAAACAGAGACCUCAAACCAGGACGGAAAAAGACCCGAGUGGCUCAGAAGCUCCCGCCUUCGCAGCCCGGACUCAAGCCCUCCUACAGGUGUUCUUCAUCACCUUCACCGUUUGCCUCCGAGUUAGAGAACUAUCUGUCUGCUCUGACUAUACGGGACCCCUGCAGGAGAGAUGGACACAGAGACACACACAAGGCAGACUUCAAUCCACACAGCAAAGGUCCACAGAGUGCUCAGCAUGUCUCCAGUCAGAGACUCUCUUUGGAUCUGGAGACUCAUGAUUUAGAAAAGAGGUCACAACACAAUCCCGAAAGGGGUGCGUCCAAACGCCAGCACCACGAGUGGCCUCAGACCAAAGAGGACUUUGACCAACACGACUUUGUUCCAAUGGAAAAGCCUCAACAGACAUACUGUGAAGAAGAAGACUGGUAUGUGGGGCCUUGUAACCGUGCAGAUGCUGAGCACGCCUUACACCUGGUCAAUAAGGACGGGGCCUUUUUGGUGCGAGACUGCUCCAUCAGCAGCGACAGUGAGCCGUUGGUGUUGGCCGUGUUUCAUGACAAGAAGGUUUACAACGUGAAGAUCCGCUUCCUGGAGAGCGAUGGCAAGUACGCACUGGGAAACGGCCAGCGAUCAAACGAU
Molecule: messenger RNA, 1028 nt
Organism: Labrus bergylta (ballan wrasse)
Lineage: Eukaryota; Metazoa; Chordata; Actinopteri; Labriformes; Labridae
Source: RefSeq, a predicted model, not a curated record